Cannabis sativa is the source of this 1562-nucleotide messenger RNA. RefSeq names its product GATA transcription factor 5. Gene Ontology annotation, molecular function: zinc ion binding; sequence-specific DNA binding. The record is from RefSeq and is a predicted model, not a curated record. The transcript is spliced from 2 exons. Gene Ontology annotation, cellular component: nucleus. Lineage: Eukaryota; Viridiplantae; Streptophyta; Magnoliopsida; Rosales; Cannabaceae. Gene Ontology annotation, biological process: positive regulation of DNA-templated transcription. Bases 341 to 1342 code for a protein of 333 amino acids.
AAUUAAAAUAUAGAGAGAUAAAAACGAGAAAGAAACGGGUACUUUUAGUAUAGGGCCACGGACACUUUGAGCCCUCAUUCAAUGCUUUUACCCAACUCACCACCCUUUUUCCUUCUUCUUCUUCCAUUUUCACUCUUUCUUCCUCUAAACCCUUCUUCAUUUCUGCUCUUAUCUUCUUCUCUUUCUCUCUCUUUUUCCCACUCAGGUUUAUAUGUUUUUUCUUUAAUAAAGUUUCAAUCUUUCUUUCAAAUUUGUUCAAAAGACUCAGUCUUUAAAUAUAUGUGUUUUAGUUGUUGUGUUUUGAAUUUUUCUUUGGUUGGGUUUUAGGUUUGAAACGAAAAUGGAAUGCGUUGAAGGGACUUUCAAGACAAGUUUUGAAGAGAAUGGUGAUGAUUUUUUUGUUGAUGACCUUCUUAACUUUUCUAAUGAAGAUUGUUUUGUUGAAGAAGAUGAACCAGAACAAGAACCAGAAGAAGAAGAAGAUAACAAAGGCUUUGACUCUGUUUCUCCUUCUCUGUUAAACCCAAACCAAACAGAAGAACAGGAUAACUCUAUCCCGGUUACAAGUACCAGUUUUUCAACCAAACACCAGUUUGGCCCUGUACCAAACAACAACACCACAACUGAACUCUCUGUUCCGGUGGAUGAGUUAGCCAACCUCGAAUGGUUAUCCCAUUUCGUAGAGGAUUCCUUCUCAGAAUUCUCUACACCAUACCUUGCCGGUACCGGAGGAGUUUCGUCUGAGAAUCCCAAAAACCAGACUGAAAAAAUAGCACCGGAACCCCAAAUGGUUACUAUACCGGAAAAGCCCUGUUUCAGUACUCCGGUUCCGGCCAAAGCUAGAAGCAAGAGAACCCGAACCGGUGGAAGGGUUUGGUCAAUGGGUUCUCCUUCUUUCACUGAAUCCUCCUCAAGUUCAACCUCAUCAUCUUCUUCUUCUUCUCCGUCAAGUCCCUGGCUUUUGUACCAGACAGUACUGAGUCAUGACCCGGCCGGUUCAGUCGAAAAGCCUCAGGCCAAAAAACCCAAGAAAAAGUUAACUCAGGUUGGCCACGCAACCAACCCGACUAACCCGGCCGGUCAGCCAUCUCGGCGGUGCAGUCAUUGCGGGGUUCAGAAAACCCCACAGUGGAGAACCGGUCCACUUGGGGCAAAGACACUCUGUAACGCUUGUGGGGUUCGGUUCAAGUCGGGUCGGUUACUACCCGAAUACCGACCCGCUUGUAGUCCGACUUUUUCAAGCGAGUUACACUCAAACCACCACCGGAAAGUUCUGGAGAUGCGGCGGAAGAAGGAGGACGUCCCUGUUGCCGAGUCUGGUUUUGUUGUACCAAGUUUUUGAUUAGAAAAAGAAUAACAUUCUAGUAUUUAGGAAAAAUUAAAGAGAGAGUGAUACGGCAUUGAAUUCGGGUCGAAUAGGUUCGAAUUAGUGUACAUUAUUUUUCCACGGUGGGUGAGAAUAGAGAUUAGGUUCUUCUUAGGUUUGUAGUAACUGAUUAAUUAUUAGGAAAAGACUCUUGUAUUUUUAUUUUUUAUUUUAUUAAUUUCCUUUUUUUCAGUUA